Molecule: messenger RNA, 8781 nt
Organism: Spodoptera frugiperda (fall armyworm)
Lineage: Eukaryota; Metazoa; Arthropoda; Insecta; Lepidoptera; Noctuidae
Gene: bma
Product: SCY1-like protein 2
Exons: 16
Coding region: 236-3076 (946 amino acids)
Biological process (GO): protein phosphorylation
Molecular function (GO): protein kinase activity; ATP binding
Source: RefSeq, a predicted model, not a curated record
CGCACAGAACGGCUUUGUGGCAACUCGCCCCAAGCCGUACUUCGACUCCGCGAACAGGCGCGCUCGUCGCGCCAUGUAGUUUUUCCCCAACAGUUAAAGAACAAGCCUCAAACUGUUUUCAACUCUCACAAAAGUUGUUAAAAAAUACUCCGGUGUCGGAACUGACCCCCCGCCCGCACAGAGUACGGGGGAAUCAAGUUCCGAACCGGGGAGAUUGGAGAAGUUUUCCAUCGGGAUGUCUGGGAUAAUAACCAAGCUUUCUAGCAAGGCUAGUCAGCCCCAGCCGUUGCCCUUGGACAACAACCCCAUCCUCCAGUACUUCGAGGUGGGGGCGGAGAGCAGCACCGCCGGCCCUGGUCUAAUCUGGCGCAUCCACGAUGCGUACCGGAAAAGCGAUGGGAAGGAGUGCUCGGUCUUCGUGUUCGACAAGCGCAUUGCGGAAAAGCUGUACAAGCCGAAGCGCAAGGACACCAUGCUUGACUGCAUGCGUCACUGUGUCUCGACCAUGGAGAAGUGGCGUCACCCGAAGAUGUUGCAAAUCAUCCACGCCCUGGAAGAAGGCACCACCACCCUCGCCUUCGCUUCGGAGCCGGUCCUUGCAAGUCUCGCUAACAUCUUGGCUUGGCAUGAGUGCAACGUUCUGCCCGGACAUGCGCCUCCAGUGAUGCCGCAUCCUAUAACCUUGGGGCCGCCGAGUGCUCAACAGCAGAUCUUGAAUUCUACUCCCCAUCUUCCACCCCACGCCAAGGAGUACUUCUUCCUGGAUAUUGAGCUGCGUUACGGCCUGCUGCAGCUCAUCGAGGCCCUUCACUACCUGCACUACAACACCCACAUGAUGCACCGCAACGUGUGCCCGCAGGUGAUCAUCGUCACGAAGAGAGGCACCUGGAAGCUCUUCGGCCUCGAGUUUGCUGAAAAUUGCCUGUCGUCGGACCCCACCGAUAUGAUUUGCGUGCCUCCGUGGUCCAUCAAGGUGGCAAAAUUAUCUCAGCCAAAUCUGGACUAUUUAGCCCCUGAGGUGCAGACCAGCGGCCAAUGCAGCAUUCUAUCUGACAUGUUCUCACUGGGAUUGGUUAUCUGCGCGGUCUUCAAUAAUGGGAAACCAUUGAUCCAAGCCAAUAACAACCCUAUGUUGUACAUGAAACAGAUCGAAUUCUUGGAUCAACAAGUAAUCCAGGUGUUGCCUCGCGUACCAUCUGCCUUGCAAGAGGCAGUGCAACGUCUUCUGGCCAGGGAUCCUCACCCUCGCCCCACCACCCAAUUGCUGCCGCUGAUCAAGUACUUUAAGAACAAAGGUGACCAAGAGCUGGCAAUAUCCGCGAUGCAAUUCCUGGAUGUGGUGACCAUGAAAGAUCCGAACCAAAAGGCUCACUUCUAUCGACACACUCUGAUUGAUGCGUUGCCGACCAUCCCUAAGAAACUGCGUUGGCAGCACAUUUGGCCGGCUCUGCAGACCGAGGUUCGCACCGCCGAGGUUCUGGCUUCAGUCCUCCAGUCCGUGAUGUGGAUGGUCAAGGAGGCUGAUGAAGCGGAAUUCGAGGUCUACAUAUUGCCAACCCUAAAGGGUCUGUUCAAUUCGCCGAGGAGCAUUCAAGCGUCGGUCACCAUUCUUGAGAACGUGCACACUAUCAUGCAAAAGUGCAAACAAAAAGAGAUAGACACAGAGGUACUGCCUCUAUUAUACCACGCUUUGGAAAGCAACACUAUGCAGAUCCAGGCUGCAUCGUUGGUUGCCACGCAAAAUAUUUGCGAUACCAUUGAUAACAAGGCGCUCCACACCGAACUUCUGAACAAAGUGAAAUCGCUCCUGGAGAGGAAUGCUAGCGACGUGAAGAUCAUCAGCUUGGUCCUCUGCUUCUAUGAAAAGAUUAUUGUCAAGUUCGACAAGACCAUCAUCCUGGAGCAGGUGAUUCCGACUCUGCUGGCUAUGCGGCUCAGCGACCCAGAUAUCGUCACGCGUGUCGUUAAACUAUACAAGUCGCUACUCAUGGAAAGGCGAUUUGGGUUACCUACCAAUGUGAUGGCCACGAAAAUGAUACCUUCGUUAGCUCCGCAAACGGUUAAUCCUGCGCUGAAUGUCGACCAGUUUACUAAUCUGAUGGAGAUCCUGUACGACAUGCUGGAGAACAUCGACCGCCAGCAGCGCUACAAGCUGAAGGUCGACAACCUCGCGCUGCCGAGUCCGGAGCGUCGCAAACUUCGCCACCAGAUGAGCACAGAUAAUAUGAACGCACCGCCUUUUAAUAUUCCAAACUUAAGAGUGGAUCAGCGUAAAACCUCUAGUGCUGAGGAUAUGGCCCGUAAAAAUUCUAUGAGUGGCCCUCCUCCCACUGCUGUUCCUAGCACUAGCGGUAGUGUAGGCGGGUUCAAGAGUAAGCAUACGUUUACAAAAUGUAGUGUUAAAAGCCCUACCCGGUCAAGAAUCAUACGCAAAUUUUCUGUAGGCACAGGUAUUGGCCAGUGGUUCUUCGGAUCCAGCAAUUCUACUAAUAACGACAACAAUUUCCUUCGCGUUUCAAGCGCUUUUCCUAACCGUCGCCUGUCGGAUAACACUCUGAUGACGCCCAAAAUACGCAUCGCGCCGUCGUGCGCUUCGUCCCCGGGAGGAACUCCGGGAUCAACAUCUGGCUUGCCCACGCGCCGCCACUCGAGCAUUGGGCCACAGGAGCGUCGGGGCUCGGCUGUCAACCUGUCUCCACCAACCGGCCACCAGUACAGGGGAAGGGCUGGCGGCUCAGGCUCGAGCCUGUCCGUGCCGGCUACGUCACAAUGCGUCGGUGGCUCAAUGCCAAACACAUCGUCGAGCGUACCGUUUCUGCUGACUUCUUCAAUGCAAUCCAUUCGCUCGCGCCGCCCAUCGGCCUGCCUGAGCGGCUCUCAGGGCUCCGGACUGCUGCAACAGAUUAGCAGUGGCAUGGUAAGGCACCUACCGAGCAGCAGUAGACACCACUCGCACGCGUCGACCUCGACCAACUGGAGCCUGCAGGGGGCCACCGCGGCUGGCUACAACGCUCUGCAGCACACCGCCAUGGCAGUGAGGAAAUGCCCCUCACUCAAUAUUACCCUCACGCGUUAAACACCCGCCGCUCGAACCCCGCCACCUGUACAAGCCGGAGGGCGCACGUAGUGUUAGCGGAGCCUCUCGCGCCGCCUUCGGCUGCUUCGUGUUUAUUGUACCCGUUCGCGGGCCUCGCCGUGUCUCUCCUUGCGAUCUGCCGACAAGGGCGAUCCCCGUCCGGUCCCUUGAUGUUUAGUAGUUACCAUAUUAUUAUAUCGAUGUUGUUUUAAGUAUUACCAUAUUAACUUUAUUUGCGAGUAUUUAUUAGAGAUAUAAACUUGUUUAUUUUCCUGUGCUGUCUAUAUUGAUUUUAGUUAGAUUGUGAAAGCGUAAGAAAUUGAAAGAGUAUACGGAAACGCGUAAUCUUUUCAUAAAAUUCUUAGGAUGAUACCGACGUUACUCAAUAUGAAUAUGUAUAUAAAUCACUUAAGUAUGUAUAAAGAUUGUUAACAGAGGUAUGGCGUAGGACAACCUGUGUAAGCUUUAAUCAGUAUAAUGUGGACAUAUCACUUUGGGUGAAGAAAAGAAGUUGGAAGAUGUCCAUUUGUAAUAAAAUUUAAGAGUUAGAGAUUGAAUAACUUAUUAUAACAGUAUAAUGUUACCAAACUGAUAGUAUACAGCAAAAUGUUGUAUAGAGGUGCUGUGAUAUGAUAUUGUUGUAUUUAUUAGAAACUACUUUAUAGUAGUAAUAACUUCUUCUGUUGUUGAACGUUAACACUUUAAUGGCAUUUGAGAAAUCGUUGGCUAUCAAAAGACGGUUAUGUGCCAAAUAAAUAAUUUUAAAAUGAUGUAAUGUGCCAGCAGGGCCAUCAUGUCGGCACUCGAUACUGAUUAACGUAGAUUGGAAACUGAAUGUAAUUGUAACGCCGAUAAAAGUGUCGGAGUGUGACAUGUCAGCGCCCGGCAGUAGCCACUGACUGCGGCCGGCGCGCCGCUACCCUCAGCGGUCACAUGAGCACUUCGUUUACUGGUCGAAUGCUUGCACGAGAAGGCUCUGGCAUAAGCAUUAAAUUAAAGUAAACGUAAAGCUGCACGCAUGCACAGGAUGCGUUAGAAAAAUUUAAAUAACCUUGAAUAAAAUUGUACUAACGACGUUUUAAUAUUCCGUGAAAGACUUUCUCGCCUCAGAUACCUAGGCGUUGUAAUAUUUAGGUACUUAAAGCGUCGUACUAAUAAAAAUCAACAUUGUUUAAUAAAAUGUCAACAGAAAGUGCGUAAAGUUUUCCGCGAAACGAAACUAAUUUAUUUACUCGUACGUUCGUUGUUGUACAGUCAGCAUAAUGUUAUAUGCAGAAAGUGUGUGUGUGUAUGUGUACUUAGUACUGUACACACUUUCGGUUUGAAUAUUUAGAAGUCAACCUGCCCUCUUUAAGCUUGAGUACCUACAUUUAGUUUGCUUUUCCGGCUUAUCGGUACGUAUUGUGUAGUGUUGAGGAUUGUUUGGUCCGUAGUCGGAUGACACCUAGCUAGAAGAAGCCGGCGGAAACAGCAGGGCUGGCGCCGGCGUAGAGUAGACUGUAGCACUAGUUGGUACUGUAGCGGGCGGGCGGGGACCGCGCUGCCGGUUGCGGUGGCGGCGCGAACUCCCGGCCGCAACCAUUGAUCUGGCACGCGCUUUGUUUUAAUAUUUUGUUUUAUUAUGGUUUCUUCCAGUACCAGCUGUUUUCCGGACGUACAUAAAGAGAAUUUCAUAUACGUUAGAGCCGCGUAGCGUAAACCGAGACCGGAUUGGCGCCCACGGGCCGCGCUUGCACCGAGGCCACGCGCCCCUCGCCGCCCGUCCGCGCCUCGCCGCUGCACGCGCUCAUUUCUACUUACAAAUGAGCUUCGAUUUUUUUAAAGUACUUUUCGAUCAAAAUUUAAUAAAUCUAGUAAAUUGGUUGCAAAUAAUUACACUUAUGAAUAUUUACUAACUCUCAUAAAUAAUAUCAAUGUCAUGCAUAUCGGCCUAACGAUUUUCUAAUGACUUGCGGUAAAAUCUAACAAAUUUUCUGUUCCAAUGCAUGCUGACUGUCAAUACGCACUUUUAUUGAUUUACUGAGUAACAUUUACAAAAUUACUAAUAUCAGAAACCACACUAUGGUUAUGGGUGCAUCUGCAUUCGUUUCUGUAAUGAUUUGAUCGUCAGUAGAGUGUUCGUUUGUUACGCCGAAAUUGCAAUCAGAAUGAAAGGUAUUGAGUUGCACGUCACAUCGGUUAUGACCUUGUAAUACCUAUAUUUGGCACAGUAAUUACAGUAAUAUGCACUUCUUGACAAGAUAGUACUGCUUCUGUAUGCACAUUUUUACACCUCUUUUAUUGAAAUAUUUGGACACUCUAGUUUUGAUUAGAGCUCAGAGCAAGGACAUACUCUCCGGGAAAACAAAAUAUACACCGCAUUGGAGGGAAGGUAGAAGUAACUGAGUCGAGGGAUAAUGUUCGAGUAAAUGUAACGUUUAACAGACAUUUGGCACCGAUAGCUGAGAUUUCUCGUGAAGCAUGAGUACUAUACGAGUAAGUAACGAUUAGAGUAUUCGAGUAUGUAUUAUGCUCUAAGUAAGUAAAGAUAAGUUAAAGAGAUUUUUUGAAAUGUGAUAGUAUAUCGUGAAAGUUCACCUGUCGGUCCAGUACUCUAACAAGGUGCCAAAUUAAUUAAAAAUAAAUUAAAUGAUCGCGAUGAAAAUGAUAAUUCACGCGACAAUAUUGUAACUUAAAUUAAAUUGUAUCUUUGAAAGAAAAACUAUUUCAUUCUUAACGCGCGGUAAUACCAUGCAAAAUUCUUAGUAUUAAAAAACCUUUUUGCUUGCGAUCGUAAACUACGAUAACGUCAAAUUAAACGCCGGUGUAACAGUAGCUAGUGUAAACCGCGAAACAGACGGUUAGUCGACCACUUAGUGUGGAUUUCGCGUUCUUAUAACCUUUGGUAAUCUCAAAAUAAUCACAUAAACACUACUUGAAUUAAAAUAAAACCCAUUCACAUAACUUAUGUAAUGCAGCGUAAAUAAAUACAUAAUCGUCAAUUUUGAAGAAAGAAAUGACUAGAAUGGAAUACAUGAAGGAUAAAACAUUUGGAAACAAAGUAACUAACUUAAAAAUCUAAAGUCUGCAUUAGCCACUUACUUACACAUAUAUAUUAUAUUCUAUUAAUACAAGACUCGCAUACUUUCAAUUCCUUUCAGCUUUGUCAACAAAUUAUGUAUUAUACAUCUUAAUGCUUAAACAUAAUUGUAUUAUAUGCCUAUCUCUCAUAUAUAAUGCUGAUGAUGCUAUAAGUUUGUGGAAAUAGGAUACCUGCUUUGCUGUCAUUUCGUGAAUCACAGUGAUACAAUUUCAUGUACAUAUAUUUAUCAUCAGCAGUAAUAUUUGACAUCUGAAGUUAUUGCUGUUUAUUACCAAAAACAAGGAAAUUCAUUAAUACUUGUAUAUAACUAGCAAGGAAAUGUACAAUAAACAACGCAGGUAUCCUAUAUACACCCUUAAUUAAAAGCGAAGUAAAUAAAACUUAUGUAUUAUCCCAAAUGAAAAUACGCAUAAUGUUUCAUUGAAUAUUAAAAGUGUGAAGGCAUAAUUAGGUGUAAGUAUGUCCAGAAAGUGAGAAGUAGACGUAAGUGAAGUAUAAGAUUUAUCAUAUUAUACCUACGUAUUAUUAUAACUAUAAUAUAUUGUAAUUAUUCUAGUUUUAAUAUAAUAUUAUUAUUAUCUUCGAUGUUGUGAACUUAAUAACUUUAUUCUCAAAACCCUUUGCCUUCAUUUUUAUUAAUAUAGUAUUUAAAUAAAAGUAUAUAUGAUAUUAUAUGUAAUAUAUAUCCAGGGCUAUGUAAUGAGGUAGUUUUGGGACGGCAUGUGCUGAGUUGUUGCUGUCACUGUAAGUGGCAGUGACGAAAGUUUAAUAUUCAAGAAACAUAAUUUCCCGCAUUACCGUGAGUGGUGACUUGAUGAACUUUUUCUAAACAUUCCUAUCGUGUUUCGAGACGAAGGACUCAUAAUUCACAUAGUUUCUCAAGCUGCUGCGGAGAUGGACUUGAACAAUGUAUAUUUUAUCACGCACCUCCAAAUACAAAAUGGCGCUAACUCCAAAACGAGAUUUGGACGAUUAGUAAACAUUUUAAUGUCAAUGUAAUUGCAAAAUUAAUGAACUUGCAACAAAUAAUAAUUUAAUAAUUGUAAUCAGCAACAAUGAUUACGCAUGUAACUGGUGGUAAAUAACUCGAUAGUUUGAGACAGGUAUCGCGUGGCUAUAGGUCCCUUGUCUAUAAGCUUGUCAUAGUUGUCGUGGCCCCUGUCCACCCCGCCCCCCCCCCCCGUGCACCCCGUACGCCCCGGUAAUAAGUUUUGUCUGUAGCCUCCUCCUCGCAACAGUCCGGCAGAUCAUUACAUUCUUCUAAGGGUUGUGGCGUUUGCUCAGAGCUGCUAUGUGAUAUCAUUUCUGUGUGCCCUGAUUCUAUGAUGUUAUUCAUAUCAACAUUCACUUUUUGAAUUAUUCGAUGUGAUUCUAUGAAGUAGAUAUUUAAAUACCUUAUUAUAUACCUUUUACGAUAUAUAAUUAAUGUUUUAUCAAAUAUUGAGCUACUUUGUGAUCUUGAUCUAUGAAUAUUGACUUCUAACUUCUUUAAACUUGACUGCUCUCUUCUAAGGCAAAGAUGAUUCGACAAUACUUUUAUAAGAUCUUUCGUAUUUUUCGAUCGACGCGAAACAUUCUUGGUUAAAUUUAAGGUGCAUAGAGAUAUAUUGGUAUAUAUCGUGUUUGAGCUUAUCAGAUUGAAUUUUAUGAAUAGUUACGGAUUUUCCUGAUUCUACUCUUGUUGAAACGAAAAGACGAAAAAGUUGCCUUAAUCUUGUUAACUCUAUUCUCACCAUGUCCCAGACUGAGCAGUUCUUACACUAGAGGCCUUCUUCGGAAGGCCGGAGUUUCUGGAAAUAUCACUUUCCCUUUCUCCCACGAACCUCCAAUGUUCCUCUUCUAGGAUCCCUUACAUUUUUGUGACUAUCUAAUUAGUGUUGGACAAAGAUCCACUCAUAUAUAUCAACAUUAUAUUAAAAAUAUAUUAAUCAACAUAAAUAUAAAUGUUAUAUUAUCGUGGAUUCAAACUAUAUGAUACCACUUACUAAUAUAUACUUACUCAUAAAUAUUAAACGAUGUUUAGUAGAGCAGGACCCCCGUUAAAAAUCCCAAAUGAAAAAAAAAUGGAUCCUUUUCAAAUAUAUCAAAAUAUGACAUAUUCAAUCUAUAUAUUAAAUGUUUAAGAUUAAUAAAUGUUAAGUGUUAUUCAUCAGAGCCGCACUUAGAUUUGAAUUGUAUACGGUGUAUUAGGUCCUUCUGUGGGAAUAUAAUUUAGUUAGAACUGUUGAACAACAGUGCUUAAUAUUGUCGACGCAGAAAUUGCGCUUAGCGUGUUUUAUGUAUAGUUGUAAUUUGGACGAUGCUUUGGUGAUACGAAACCCACUAUAUAUGACUAUAGGGUUUUGAAUACUUAACAUAGUAUGUAUAUUAUAGGCAUAGUUAUCGAUAAAAACAUCGAAUAAUUAUGCUUUAGUAGAUUUGCGUACGGAGAUCGCAUUUCUACGAACGAGCUCAUUAGACAGCGUGGCUCCUGUCAAUGACUUUACAUCACUGAAGCAUCGUGCUCCCUAAUACACUGACUUAUGUUACAUUAAUGACGGAGAGAGUCUCCGAUUUGUGUUUGUUAUUUAAAGUAUUAUGUAUACGUGGCUCUCGUAGUGAAUUAAAGUAAUAUUAAAAGUAA